Messenger RNA from Malania oleifera, 906 nucleotides. Its product is annotated as mitochondrial ATP-independent inner membrane protease subunit 1a-like. The transcript has 5 exons. Bases 106 to 615 code for a protein of 169 amino acids. NCBI's taxonomy places the organism in Eukaryota, Viridiplantae, Streptophyta, Magnoliopsida, Santalales, Ximeniaceae. The record is from RefSeq and is a predicted model, not a curated record. Gene Ontology annotation, cellular component: membrane; mitochondrial inner membrane peptidase complex. Gene Ontology annotation, molecular function: serine-type endopeptidase activity.
GGAAAAUAACGAGAGAAAUUCCAAAAACGAUGUCGUAUUGGCCCUGAUUGAUGUUUCAGAACGUAUCAUGAUUCAUGGAGUGUUUGCAGAUGUUUGGAGAGGGAGAUGGCACUGAGAAAUCUGAAGCAAUGGAAGAGCAUAGCGAAGGAAGCAGUGGAUCAAACGCUGACCGUAGCAAAAUUCCUCUGCUUCUUGCACGUCACCAACACCUACCUCUGCACCACUGCUCUCGCUUACGGGCCCAGUAUGCUCCCUACCUUGAAUCUCACGGGUGACGUGAUCUUGGCCGAACGGAUCUCGACCCGCUUCCGCAAGGUGGCUCCCGGAGACAUCGUCCUCGUUCGCUCCCAUGAAAACCCUCGUAAGAUUGUCGCGAAGCGCCUGAUGGGUAUGGAAGGUGAUCGUGUUACUUUCGUCGUUGAUCCCAAGAACAGUGAUAGACUUGACACUGUAGUCGUUCCAAAAGGGCAUAUAUGGAUUGAGGGGGAUAACAUUUACGACUCCAAUGAUUCGAGACGUUUUGGGGCUAUUCCUUAUGGUCUUCUUCAAGGCAAAGUAUUUUGGAGGAUAUGGCCGCCUAAAAGUUUUGGUUCUUUAUGCCAAAAGUCACAGUAAAAUAAUUACGAUAUGAAAGCAUGUUUCUGCAAUGUGAAAAUGUUGUCUCGAGGUUGCCAUUAGUAUUCCCUCUAGAAAAUAUAGGAGCAUCCUGAAUUCAUAAAUGUGAAAUAGCUGGAAUUCAAUUUUGAAGAACUCUUUGUGAAGUUUUGUCUUUUUUUUUUUUUUUUUUGUGAAGACAUUCUUUUUAAAGAAUCAUUCUCCUUUCUGCGGGUUUGUAAAGAAUCCUUGUCUUUUUUAAGUGUCCUACAAAGCUUUGACAAAAUAUGAAAAAUGUUCGAAAUUUAUUGA